This is a messenger RNA of Symbiodinium pilosum, 579 nucleotides long. The record is from the annotation of a GenBank genome assembly. NCBI's taxonomy places the organism in Eukaryota, Dinophyceae, Suessiales, Symbiodiniaceae.
AUGGGAAAGAAAAGUUAUCAGAACUAUGGGAAGACCUUCCGCAAGCCGAAGCGACCUUUCGAGAAGGAACGUCUGGAUGGAGAGAUGAAAAUCAUCGGAGAGUACGGCCUGAAGAACAAACGCGAGGUCUGGCGCGUUCAGUAUGCGUUGGCAAAGAUCCGCACCGCAGCGCGCACGCUUCUGACGCAGGAGGAGCGCUCUGAGACGCGAAUCUUCCAGGGCGAAGCUUUGCUGCGCCGCAUGGUGCGAUUGGGCCUGCUGCUAGAGUCAGAGAAGAAAUUGGAUUUCGUGCUGGGCCUUACAACUGCGAAGAUCAUGGAACGCAGGCUUCAGACCAAGGUCUUCAAGCUCGGACUUGCCAAAUCCAUCCAUCACGCGCGCACCUUGAUCCGCCAGAGGCACAUUCGUGUGGGCAAACAGAUUUGUGACAUCCCAUCAUUCCUGGUCCGCCUGGAUAGCGAGAAGCACAUCGACUUUGCCUUGACAUCGCCCUUCGGCGGUGGCCGACCAGGCCGAGUGCGUCGCAAGAUGAUGGCAUCCAAAGGUGGCGGCGGUGGCGGCGAUGAUGAGGAAGACUAG